This is a messenger RNA of Drosophila sechellia, 754 nucleotides long. It is a transcript of the gene HemK2, whose product is annotated as HemK methyltransferase 2. Gene Ontology annotation, biological process: methylation. The coding region runs from base 20 to 694 and encodes 224 amino acids. Gene Ontology annotation, cellular component: eRF1 methyltransferase complex. The transcript has a single exon. NCBI's taxonomy places the organism in Eukaryota, Metazoa, Arthropoda, Insecta, Diptera, Drosophilidae. The record is from RefSeq and is a predicted model, not a curated record. Gene Ontology annotation, molecular function: S-adenosylmethionine-dependent methyltransferase activity; protein methyltransferase activity; nucleic acid binding.
AAUCGAAAUACUGUUCGUCAUGGAGACGCCCUACACCGACCACUUGAGCCCGGAGGACUUCGAGCACGUUUACGAGCCAGCGGAGGACUCGUUCCUGCUGUUGGACGCCCUGGAAAAGGAUCUGGAGUAUCUGGACCGGCUGCAGCCGCGUCUCUGCGUGGAACUGGGCUCCGGUUCGGGAGUGAUCAUCACUGCGCUGGCCAAGAAACUGGCUGGCUUUUCGAUGUGCCUAGCCACGGAUAUCAAUCCCAAAGCCUGCAAUGCCACCCGGAGAACUGCGACUCGGAAUGGCGCUCGCUUGGAUAGCAUUCGCUGCAGCCUAGCAGAUGCACUGCGCCCGCGAUCCGUGGACGUGCUGCUCUUCAACCCGCCCUAUGUGGUUACCAGUGACGAGGAGCUGCAGACGCAUCAGUUCGAUUCGCACAGCGAAUCCUCAACGGAUCGCAAUCUGGUAUUCUCCUGGGCUGGUGGACAGGACGGGCGACGCGUCACGGACAUUCUACUCAAGCAACUGGAUGACAUUCUUUCGCCUCGAGGUGUGCUCUACCUACUCCUGCUGCGGGAGAACAAGCCGGAGGAAAUUAUCAAAUACUUAGAGGGCCUCCAGUUCCGGGCUGUUAAGUUCAUGGAGCGACGCAUUCCUGGCGAGCAUCUCUGCAUACUGAAGGUCACCAGGUGCUCGGCAUCAUCAUGACUCGUGCAAUAGCAUCAAAUUAAAGUUGUAUUUUAAUUAAAAGGUACAUUUUUAGCCGUU